Messenger RNA from Sardina pilchardus (European sardine), 4345 nucleotides. RefSeq names its product protein inhibitor of activated STAT, 1b (gene pias1b). The transcript is spliced from 14 exons. The record is from RefSeq and is a predicted model, not a curated record. Gene Ontology annotation, cellular component: chromatin. Gene Ontology annotation, biological process: protein sumoylation; regulation of transcription by RNA polymerase II. Gene Ontology annotation, molecular function: zinc ion binding; transcription coregulator activity; SUMO ligase activity. Bases 23 to 2026 code for a protein of 667 amino acids. NCBI's taxonomy places the organism in Eukaryota, Metazoa, Chordata, Actinopteri, Clupeiformes, Clupeidae.
GGAGAGUGCGGAACUGAAGCAAAUGGUGAUGAGCUUGCGCGUCUCGGAGCUGCAGGUGCUUCUGGGAUACGCGGGGCGGAACAAGCACGGCCGCAAGCACGAGCUGCUGACCAAGGCGCUGCACCUGCUGAAGGCCGGCGUGAGCCCCGCCAUCCAGCUCAAGAUCAAGGAGCUGUACCGCCGCCGCUUCCCCUCCAAGCUGGUGUCGCCCGUGGACCUGGCGCUGCCCGCCGUCCACCUCGCCUCCCCCGGCGCCACGGCGGCGUCCAGCCCGGCGGCCGCGCCCGGCUCCCUGCCGCCCGGCCUGGCGCAGCUGGGCUUCGACGGGCACGGCGCCCCCUCGCCCCUGCUGCCCGUCUCCCUGCUGGGCACCAAGCACGAGCUGGGCGGCCUGCCCCACCUGCCCCCCGCCAUGCACCCGCUUCACCCCGACGUCAAGAUGCAGAGGCUGCCCUUCUACGACCUGCUGGACGAGCUCAUCAAGCCCACCAGCCUGGCCACAGACAGUAACCAGCGUUUUCAGGAGACGUGUUUCGCCUUCGCUUUGACUCCACAGCAAGUCCAACAGAUCAGCAGCUCAAUGGACAUCUCGGGGACCAAGUGUGACUUCUCAGUUCAGGUUCAGUUAAGGUUUUGUCUGUCAGAGACGAGUUGCCCUCAGGAAGAUCACUUCCCUCCCAACCUCUGCGUCAAAGUGAACGGCAAGCCAUGCAACCUUCCGGGCUACCUUCCCCCCACCAAAAACGGUGUGGAACCAAAGCGGCCGAGCCGGCCGAUCAACAUCACCUCGCUGGUGCGCCUCUCCACCACAGUCCCCAACACCAUCAUCGUGUCGUGGACGUCAGAGAUCGGACGGAGUUACUCCAUGGCGGUGUAUCUCGUGCGACAGCAGUCAUCUUCAGUUUUGCUCCAGAGACUGCGCUCCAAAGGCAUCCGAAACCCAGACCACUCCAGAGCACUCAUCAAAGAGAAGUUGACAGCUGACCCGGACAGUGAAAUUGCCACCACCAGUCUGCGAGUGUCCUUACUGUGUCCGCUGGGGAAGAUGCGUCUGACCAUUCCGUGCCGGGCGCUCACCUGCUCGCACCUGCAGUGCUUCGACGCCACUCUCUACCUCCAGAUGAACGAGAAGAAGCCCACAUGGGUGUGUCCUGUCUGUGACAAGAAGGCCCCCUACGACCACCUCAUCAUCGAUGGGCUAUUUAUGGAGAUUCUGAGCAGUUGCGUGGACUGCGAUGAGAUCCAGUUUAAGGAGGACGGCAACUGGUCCCCCAUGAGAUCUAAGAGGAUUGUGCAAGAAGUGUCGGCCUCUUCCAACGGCCUGGAGGACUCAUGUCGGUCGGUAUCGGAACAUCGGAACAGUUCCUCGCACGACAGCAAAAAGGUGGAGAUCAUCGACCUCACACUGGACAGUUCCUCAGAUGACGACACAGACGACGAGCCCCCACCCAAGCGGACGUGUCCGUCCCUGUCGCCCACUUCACCACCAAUCAGCAAAGGAGUGUUGAAUCUGCACCACCAGUCGUCUCCGGUGACGCGCGCUCCCAGCAUGCCCUCCAUGGAGACGAGCUACAUCCCCCCGCCCCCUCCCCUCAUACAGGACUACCGCCACUUCUACCCUGCACACAGCGACCUGGAUCUGAACUUCUUUCACUCCUUCUUACAGAAUGACAAUCAGCAUUAUAACAUGGUGAUGGCGGCCGCAGCUGCCGCCUCGGCCUCGGCCACGUCUCCAGAGGAGCACGAGCUGCUCAUGAACCGCUUCCUGCCCUACACCUCCUCGCAGCUGUUCCUGGACCAGUCGGGCGCGGUGGGCGCGGGCGGCGGGGCGAGCCUCGGGGUGGCCGUCACCAACGGGAGCAGCACGAGCAGCAGCAGCAGCAGCAGCCUGGUGUCGCCCGGCGGCCUGAGGGAGAGCAGCGGCCACAGCCACAGCGCGUCGGCGUCGGCCAUCGCCCGGGCCAACUCGGACGCGGCAGCGGCGGUAAUCUAUGGCGCCAUCCCAGAUGUCAUCUCACUGGACUGACCCCCCCCCCCCCCCCAACACCAUACACAGACCCCCCUCCCCACCCCCCCCCACCCCCCACAUAGACUAGCCUGCAGUGGACAGAGGAAAGCACUGAGAGCGAGAGUGUGUGUGUGUGUGUGUGCGCGCGUGUCCGUGUGUGUGUGAGUGUGUGGUGAACCUUGGACAAGAAGUCUUUUUUUUUUUUCAACAGAGGACUAAAAGGUUAGGAAGUUGAAAAGAGAGCAAAGGAGACUGGAGAGCAACUAAACGCCAUUUUGUAUACAAGAAGAAGUGGAGAAACAGGAGAGACAAAAAGGAGGAAAAAAACAAUACUGUGUACAGAGAAGAGAAAUAUAUUUUCAGUUUUACUUUUGUACAUAUAUAUAUAUGAAUAUAUAUAUAUAAAAAUAUGAUUAUAUAUUAAGAUAAAAUCACAGAAAAACGUAGGACACUGUCCUAUCCAGAGGGCAACUUAAUUUACACUUUCCCCCCUGGAUGGUGAAGAUGUUUGUUUUUUCUUCACAGAUCGAUGUGUUGUCCCUUUAUUAUAUAUACCUUUUAUACUUCUUUUUUCUUUGUUUUUGGUACUCUAUUCCACCAGAAUCACUUCACAAUCAUGCAUUGCACCAUAACUUUUCUUCUUGUGUGUCUGUUUUAAACCAUCAUAAGACUCUGAAUCAGCCGAGGGGGGGUUUGAGGAGAGGGAAGGACGGGGUCAGUAGAUAUAUUUAAAGUUGAUUUUCUGUGCUGAUUAUUUAUGAUGCUUUUUUAAAGAUGUGUCGAGAUGUAUGCUGUGCAAGAGCAUUCCUGACUGUUUGCCAUUGCAGGCUCUAGCCUUUUAGAAAUCCACAUUUCUAUUGCUUUCUCUCUUGCCCCCAACUCCAAAGAAUUUCUUCUCUGUCCUGAAAAAAAAAACAGGACUUUUUUUUUUUUUUCAAUAUUGAUUUGAUGAAGUAAUUAAAUUUUAGGUCAUAUCAUGGAUUAACAUUAUGAUUCCCUGGCUACCACCCAUCUGCAGAGCUCACCCAAACUGAUUGCAUAUAGAUAACCAAAUCAAUCCGAAGCGAUAUUUGUUUUGCCCUGAUAUAAGAAUCAAUAUCCCUGGUGGGAGGUAGAGUCGGUGCCAGGCCACACACUGGAGGACAUUCUGUUGUGCGAAUGAGAGGAGAGUUCAUCAUACUGUUUUGUGUGCGAGUAGUCGAGUACUCCCUGUGGCCCACGGCCCGCAGAGGGAGGAUGGAAAUGAUGGCUCACUGGUGUGAAUACAUCCAGGCUUGUUCUCCCAAUUACUUACGCCCAAAUCUCAGAGGAGACAUCACUGCUCCGGUCAGCGCCUUCGCCUGACCAAAAGUGUUCUGGACGAUUAGACCCAUCACAGACACCUCCCCAGGAGACCAGAUGAGACGCCCCUUGACUCUUCCCUCACUGCGGGAUUUAUUGGAAGAUUGAAUGUGUUUUAUUUUAUUUUUUUAUUUUUUUUUAGACCCUCACUUGUGUGCUUCAAUGCAAGUCUGACACUUGCUGAAUACCUUCAGGAUUUACCAUGGUGAGCUGCUCUCAAAGCAAUUCAAAAUUCAAGCCACUCCAGCCACAUCCUGACUCACAUCAUUGUGUGUGUGUGUGUGUGUGUGUGUGUGUGUGUGUGUGUGUGUGUGUGUGUGUGUGUGUGUGUGUGUGUGUGUGUGUGUGUGUGUGUGUGUGUGUGUGUGUGUGUGUGUGUGUGUGUGUGUGUGUGUGUGUGUGUGUGUGUGUGUGUGUGUGUGUGUGUGUGUGUCCUGUCAAGUUCAUUGGGUUACUCAUAUUUUCUAGAGAGGGAAACGGUGUGUGCUGUUCUCUUCAUAUCUUUCACAGAGUACCCUCUUCUACAGCGCUGUUUAUUUUAUCAUGUGGCAAUAUGAGAUCAGAUCCUCAGGGUUGCUCGACACAGCCCUGGUGCAGCCCCAGUGUGUUUCUUCAAAAUGAAGUUACAGCUUCAGUAGAUUUGCGGGUUCUUUCUUCUUCUUGUUAUUGUUAUUAUUAUUAUUAUUAUUAUUAUUAUUAUUAUUAUAUUACUUUUCUUGUGUACAAAAUGUAAUUUAAUUUAUUUUAUCGACAUAUUUUUACAUUUUGUUUGACAAGUAUGUGUUGCUGUUACCGUACGUGUCAUUUCUUCCGUAAUUAUAUGAUUAUUUAAAGAGCCCUACUGCUUUGUAUUGUAUUUUAUUAUUUUAUUUUAUUUUUCGUCUCAGCUUGAUCCUGGUCUGUCAGAAGUUCAGACAUCCCUUCCAUUUCCGCUGUCUACCAUGCUGUUACAGAUUUGAUUCUGUGUUGAAAAUUAAAACACAUAAAAAAACAUUG